Molecule: messenger RNA, 3169 nt
Organism: Culex pipiens pallens (northern house mosquito)
Lineage: Eukaryota; Metazoa; Arthropoda; Insecta; Diptera; Culicidae
Exons: 2
Coding region: 165-3122 (985 amino acids)
Biological process (GO): DNA integration
Molecular function (GO): nucleic acid binding
Source: RefSeq, a predicted model, not a curated record
GCCUCGUCGGUGGAAAGGAGGUAGAACUGCUAGUUGAUUCAGGGGCAGAGGCGAAUCUGAUUUCGGAUACGGUGUGGACGAAUCUAAAGCGUGAAGGAGUACAAGUGUCACGAUCUACGAAAGGGAGCGACCGGAUUCUCAAGGGUUACGCAAAUGACAACCCAAUGAAGAUUCUUGGGACGUUUGAAGCAAGUAUUUCGGUUGGCAAGAGGUCGACGGAUGCUCUGUUCUUUGUGGUGGAAGGUGGGCAGCGCUGUCUGCUGGGCGAUAAAACGGCUAAACAACUGGGUGUACUCAAAGUGGGAGUUGACAUCGAUCACGUUGAAGCUGGGCGAAGUCCGUUUGCUAAGAUCUCCGGAGUUCAAGUACACAUUCACAUGGAUUCCCAAGCCAAGCCGGUGUUCCAGCCUGUUCGUCGAGUACCAGUAGCGCUCGAAGAAGCUGUUUUCCGUAAGUUGGAUGAGCUGAAAGCCAAGGAUAUCAUCGAGGACAAGACGGGUCCGGCAACCUGGGUGUCUCCUCUCGUAGUCGUCGGCAAGGCAAACGGAGAACCGAGGAUUUGCCUAGACCUUCGUAGGGUCAACGAAGCAGUUCUGCGUGAAAGACACCCGAUGCCAAUGAUCGAAGAUUUCCUGGCCAGGGUGGGGUCAAACAUGAUAAGAAGCAAACUGGACGUGGCUGACUCAUUCCUGCAGUUAGAAUUAGAUGAGGAGUCUCGCGACGUAACAACAUUCAUCACCACUCGAGGAAUCUACCGCUUUAAGAGGAUGCCGUUCGGGCUAGUGAAUGCGUCGGAAGCAUUCCAGAAGACGAUGGACGAGAUCCUGGUUGGCUGCGAGGGCGCUUGGUGGUAUAUUGACGACAUCUACGUGGAGGGCCGGACCAAAAUUGAACAUGAUGAGCGACUCAACAAGGUUCUGGCGAGGCUGAAGCACAGAAAUGUUCAAUUGAACCUAAAGAAGUGCGUCUUUGGCGUUACUCGGCUGGAGUUUCUGGGUCACACGAUCACAGAAAACGGUAUAGAACCUGCAGAAGGAAAGAUUGAAGCUCUGCGAUCGUUCCGGAAGCCGGAGAACGCGAAUGAGUUGAGAAGCUUCUUAGGAUUGGCGAGUUACCUCAGUCGAUUCUUGCCAGAAUUGGCCACAGUUGAUCAUGUGUUAAGGAAUUUAACUAAGAAAGGAGUUAUUUUCGAGUGGACCGAAGCUCAUGAUGUGGCGUUUGAGAAAAUCAAGCAAAUGUUGGGAAAUCCAACCUCGUUAGGGUUUUUCAAGGUGGGAGAUAGAACGCUGGUAAUGGCGGAUGCGAGUCCUACAGGCCUGGGAGCGAUACUCAUACAGGUGGAUGGUAAAGGAGAGAACCGGAUCAUUUGUUAUGCCUCCAAAGCGCUGACGGAAACCGAGCGUCGCUAUUGCCACACGGAGAAAGAGGCUCUCUCGUUGGUGUGGAGUGUUGAGAAAUUCUAUCAUUAUUUGUACGGAAGAGAAUUUGAGUUGCUAACGGACUGCAAGGCGUUAAUAUAUCUUUUCACGCCCCGCUCACGGCCAUGUGCGCGCAUUGAAAGGUGGGUGUUGAGACUACAAGGAUUUGAGUAUCUCAUAACACACAUCCCUGGUGAGAAGAACUUAGCGGAUGUUCUUAGUCGUCUUGGAACGCUCAAGCCGGUUCCCUUUGAUCAAUACGAGGAGAUUGCUGUUCAAGAAAUUGCUAACUACUCGGCGGACGCUGUCGCAAUCAAAUGGGAAGACCUCGUUGAAGCUUCCAAGCAGGAUGUUGUAGUGCAGGAAGUCAUGCGAGCGCUUGAGGAUGAUCAGCUGGAUCGUUUGCCAGUGGAAUACCGGUGCUUUUCCAACGAGCUAUGUGAAGUUGGUGAGGUGCUGAUGCGGUUGGAUCGUAUAGUAAUUCCAGAAGGGCUACGGGAAAGGACUUUGCAAAUUGCUCAUGAAGGCCAUUUGGGCAUGCGGAUGAUGAAAACAUCCUUGCGUGCAGUUGUCUGGUGGCCAAGAAUGGACAGCCAGAUAGAGACGUUUGUGAAGAGAUGCCGUGGAUGCACUUUGGUGGCAGCACCCGAUCCUCCAGAGCCAAUGAGACGGAAACAGAUGCCCUCAGGUCCAUGGGAGGACAUUGCGAUAGAUUUUCUAGGCCCUCUGCCGGAGGGUCAAUGGCUUCUGGUAGCUGUCGACUACUACAGCAGAUACGUGGAGGUCUCGGAAAUGCAGCAGAUUACGGCACACGAUACGAUUCGAGAGCUGAUAACAAUGUUUAGUCGAUUUGGAAUCCCACAGUCGAUUCGUGCUGAUAAUGGUCCGCAGCUUAGUGCAGACUGUAGAGAAUUCAAGCAGUUUUGCGAAGAACAUGGAAUAGAGUUGAUCAAUACCACGCCCUACUGGCCGCAGGCAAAUGGGGAGGUAGAAAGGCAGAACAGAAGUUUCUUGAAGAGAAUGCAGGUCGCACAGGAGCUUGGAAAGGAUUGGCGGGUUGAAUUGCGGAAGUAUCUGUUAGCGUACCACAUGACGGAUCACCCAACCACAGGAAAAUCGCCUUCUGAGCUCAUGUAUGGAAGACGUAUCAAAAGUAAGCUGCCAGUGCUGCCAUGCUUCGCGGAGACCAACAGUGCGGCCAGGGAUCGGGACAGAAUAGUCAAGGAAAAGGGGAAGGAGUACACAAACCGGAAGCGACGUGCUCAACACAGUGAUCUCAGCGCAGGUGACAAAGUGUACGUGAAACGAAUGCAGAAGGACAACAAGUUAAGUACAAAUUAUUCACCAGAACAGUUCGUGGUGGUGAGUAAGUUGGGAUCGGAAGUGGUUGUACAAUCACUCAAGUCGGGUCAGAAGAUAAAGCGCAACGUGGUCCAUUUGAAGAGGAUUGAACAGGAUCAAGGCACGGAACCGGAGGAAGAUGAUACAUUGAGUUUGAGGGAAGAAGAUGUCGAUGAUGGUGAACAACGGGAACCGGAAUAUGAUGAGACAACGAACAAUGAACCGGAAGUGCCAGAUAGUGAAGACCGAGGUGUGCAAGAGGAACAAAGAGGAAGAAAGGAGGAUGAACGGGAUGAAAGUAGGGUACCAGCUAAACGUAAACGGUUAGAACCAAAAAAGUUUCUAGAUUAUAUUCCCCACUGAGUUUGAAACCAGUGCUAUAUUGAAUAAAAAACGUUUGGAUCAAGAUA